Messenger RNA from Fonsecaea monophora, 834 nucleotides. RefSeq lists its product as hypothetical. The transcript is spliced from 2 exons. The record is from RefSeq and is a predicted model, not a curated record. Lineage: Eukaryota; Fungi; Ascomycota; Eurotiomycetes; Chaetothyriales; Herpotrichiellaceae. The coding region runs from base 1 to 834 and encodes 277 amino acids. Gene Ontology annotation, cellular component: membrane.
AUGGCUUCCUCCACCAGAUAUCAGCCCGCUCCUCAGCGCGACUCGUUCGAGGAGCAAAACUACACUCAAGCCCCUCCAAACUAUCAGGCUACAGGACCCAGCGCUGACCACGGCAUCUUUGGCGCUCCCAGAACAGAAGACGACAAUGUUCCGGACGACUUCAAGUUUGGCGGCGUCGUCAUCGAAGCGACCCUUGACAUCCGAAUGUCCUUUAUUCGCAAAGUCUAUACCAUCCUGACCGUCCAGCUCCUCCUGACCGCGGCUCUGUCUACGCUUUCGUUCUUUUCCAAGGGUUACAGAAACUGGAUCCAGUCCAACUCGUGGAUGAUGUGGGUGUCGUUGUUCGGGGCCAUCGGAUUCAUGCUCCUUACAUUCUGGAAGCGCAAGUCAUAUCCAACAAACAUGGUCUUUCUGGCUGGCUUUACUGCGUUGGAGGCCUACAGCAUCAGCGUCGUCACGUCGUUCUUCGAAAGCCGCAUCGUCAUCGAAGCUCUUGUCAUCACGUUGGCCAUCUUUGUCUUCUUGACGCUCUUUGCGUGCCAGAGCAAGUACGACUUCACCAGCUGGAUGCCCUACCUCUUUGGUGGUCUGUGGAUAUUGAUCAUUUUCGGAUUCAUGGCCGCCUUUUUCCCGCACGGAUCGACGGUGGAGCUGGUCUAUGGCGCGAUUGCAUCCUUGAUCUUCAGUGGCUAUAUCCUCGUGGACACCCAGCUCGUCAUGAGACACUAUCACGUGGAGGAGGAGAUUGCGGCUUCGAUCAGCCUGUACCUCGACGUUCUCAACUUGUUCCUCUCUAUCCUGAGGAUCUUGAAUGCGACUCAGAACAAUAACUGA